AUGAGAGGAGAGAAAAAUUCAGUAGAAAGUGGGCUCAUUCUCUGUUUGCCUGGGAAGGACAAAGAAACAAACGGGAUAUAUAGUAGUCAUUGGAGACAAGGCAGAAACAUCGACAACGAAGGAUCGUGGGCGUACCAAUGUAAACGUACAGAUGGCUGCUUGACCUUCCUCUCCACAUUCGCCCUCCUCGCUGCAUCCCCGGUUGCCACGGUCGAAGGAUCCAACGCUGCGCGUGGUCUUCCCUGGGUGGAUAACAUUGUUAGCGAGGUUAGUGGAGGAUUACCUUCGAUGAUGAAGGGUACGUGGGAUACGUGA
Molecule: messenger RNA, 315 nt
Organism: Aspergillus oryzae RIB40
Lineage: Eukaryota; Fungi; Ascomycota; Eurotiomycetes; Eurotiales; Aspergillaceae
Exons: 2
Coding region: 1-315 (104 amino acids)
Source: RefSeq, a predicted model, not a curated record